Messenger RNA from Amphimedon queenslandica, 580 nucleotides. Its product is annotated as eukaryotic translation initiation factor 1A-like. Gene Ontology annotation, molecular function: translation initiation factor activity; RNA binding. The record is from RefSeq and is a predicted model, not a curated record. Gene Ontology annotation, biological process: translational initiation. NCBI's taxonomy places the organism in Eukaryota, Metazoa, Porifera, Demospongiae, Haplosclerida, Niphatidae. The transcript has 6 exons. The coding region runs from base 89 to 538 and encodes 149 amino acids.
AUUCCGUAUAUACUAGUAAUUCCCAUCAUAAAUACCAUUCACAGUCAUAGUCCUUUGAAGUGAGUCAGCACUCGGUCUUACAUCUAAAAUGCCGAAGAAUAAAGGUAAAGGUGGUAAGAACAGGAGAAGAGGAAAGAACGAAAACGAAAGUGACAAGAGAGAGCUUGUUUUUAAAGAAGACGGACAAGAAUAUGCUCAAGUAAUCAAAAUGUUGGGUAACGGUCGACUUGAAGCUUACUGCUUUGAUGGAAUGAACAGGCUCUGCCAUAUACGAGGAAAAUUACGAAAGAAGGUGUGGAUUAAUCAGGGUGAUAUUAUACUGAUUGGUUUGAGAGAUUAUCAAGACAGUAAAGCUGAUGUGAUAUUACGUUACAAUCCUGAUGAAGCAAGGAACCUUAAGACAUAUGGAGAACUACCUGAGACAGCCAAACUAAACGAGAUUACAUCAUUGAAUCCUGGUGAAGAAGAAGAUGGAAUAUUGUUUGAUGACGAUUAUGAAGAUGACGAUGAUGAUGACGACGCCAUUGAAAUUGAUUAAUUACUAAUCUGUGUUAAUAUUCAUUAUUUUAGUCAUUAUUGG